CAGCACCCCCAGUUAGUUGUUUAUCGUUCAGUCGGAGAUAUUGAUCAAUUGGAAAGAGUUACAUAUGUUACAUACAUAUCAAAAGUAGAAAGCCAACCCGUUCACUUAACAGCUUAUGCAGUCAUGAUUCGAUAUUCCAUUAAAUAUAGUUGGAAAAUUACUCUUCAGCUUACGCUUCUUAUUAAAUUUGUCAAUAGUGUUAGUUUUGUUGAGUCACUAAAUGAAGGCUAUGGCCAUGCAAUUCAGCCGAGCUUCCAAGAGCGUGAAAGUCAACUUAAGAUUAUAAAUGAGUGGAAAUAUUUGGACUUUGAAUAUCCAACUUUUGUCGAACGCCAACAAGCAAUUAUGAAUGGAGACUUUAUACCGAAAAAUAACCUUCCUUUGGGCAUUGACAUUGACAUUAAUAAUAACCGACUAUUUAUUACCACGCCACGUUGGAAAGACGGCGUACCCGCAAGUUUAGGGACUAUUCCCUUCCCGACGAGGGAAUUAAGCCCACCAAUUAAACCAUAUCCCAAUUGGGAAGCUCAUGGAAAUCCAUAUAAUCCAGACUGUUCGAAACUGAUUUCGGUAUAUCGAACUACCGUAGACGCAUGUAACCGGCUCUGGCUUAUCGACUCUGGUAUUGUUAAUGCCACCAUUAAUAUUAAUCAAAUUUGCCCUCCGAAAAUAGUGGCUUUUGACCUAGGCACAGACCAAAUGAUCGUUCGCUAUGAUUUGCCUAAAUCGCAGAUCAAAGAGGAUUCUCUGCACUCUAAUAUCAUUAUGGAAGUGGGUGAUCGUUGCGAAGACGCACAUGCAAUUGUGGCAGACGUAUGGCGGUUCGGACUUGUUGUUUAUAGCUUGGCCAAGAAUAAAAGCUGGCGAGUAACCAACUACAAUUUUUCACCAAAUCCAGUGGCUUCUGACUUUAAGGUAUAUGGAUUGAACUUUCAAUGGCUGGAUGGUGUGUUUGGCAUGAGUAUAUCUUAUGAUCUGAAGAGUAAGCAGCGAGUGCUUUAUUUCCAUCCAAUGGCAAGUUUUAAGGAAUUUAUAGUAUCGACCGACCUCUUGCUAACCGAAUCCUUAUGGGAAAAUAAAAGUCAGGACAACGCCCAAUAUUUCUUUUCAAUUGGCGAUCGCGGAUACAAUGGUCAAUCCUCCACAUCUGGUAUUGCAAGAAAUGGUGUAAUGUUCUAUACACAAGUUCACCGAGAUAACAUUGGUUGCUGGGACACAGCCAAACCAUAUACGCGGUCCAAUUUGGGAAAACUCCUCGAUCCGAAUGUCUCCUCAACACUCAUUCAGUUCCCCAAUGAUUUAAAAGUGGACGAUGGAGAAAAUCAAAGCGUGUGGAUAAUGAGCAAUCGUCUGCCGAUUUACUUGUAUAGCCAGUUGGAUUAUUCAGAAAUCAAUUUCCGCAUUUUAAAGGGCGAUGUCAACAUGAUGAUCAAUAACACCAUAUGCAAUCCAGUCAACGCAUACGGUAACGGAUCUAAAUCUGCUAUAGUGUCAAUAGAGGAAGGACAGUGCUAUUAAACAAAUUCCAGUUACAUUAAAUAAAAAU
This is a messenger RNA of Drosophila subobscura, 1546 nucleotides long. RefSeq names its product protein yellow (gene yellow-h). Gene Ontology annotation, cellular component: extracellular region. Lineage: Eukaryota; Metazoa; Arthropoda; Insecta; Diptera; Drosophilidae. The record is from RefSeq and is a predicted model, not a curated record. The coding region runs from base 124 to 1518 and encodes 464 amino acids. The transcript has 3 exons.